CGCACGCUUCAUUAGCCAAUCAGAUGCGUUGAGAAUCUCUCAGUAAGAUUUUCUGUUCAAUCUGUGAUUUAGAUAAGACCGGGUCGUAUUAGGGCCUGUAGGGUAUUAUCCCGUUUAUUUAUUACAUAUCUAUACACAUUUAAAGGUUGUAUAAUACCUUCGGAAUUUUAGUGCUGUAGAAAUAGGUGGAAAUAUGUAACAUCCAUUCGUAGAAUUUAGGUCGGAUUUUUUUAACAUUUACCUACGGUGUGGAACUUAUUUUCUAUAUUUUGUGUUUGUAUAGAUUACUUGAUUUUUCAAGAGAGGAUGAUAACUUUAUUACCUGAUAAGAUGUCCAGAAUAAUCGAAGUAUUUCUCUUUCUUUGUGUUAGUUUAAGUUGUGUUAAUUCUAUACCCAUCCGACUAUUUUAUCCGUACGGAAAUCUUCGCGGAGAUACCGAUCUUAAAGGGGAUGAUAGCAGCUCCCCAGAAAUCCAACUACAGACGCCAGUGCACUUCUACGAAAAAUUUUACACGAGCCUCUUUGUGAGUACCAAUGGUCUUAUUUCAUUCGGGUCGGAGUUCCCUCGGUACCAACCGGACAUGGUUCUGCCUCUAGGGUUGAAAGAAAUUAAGAUUAUAGCUGCUUUCUUUGCUGACAUGGACAUCGAUGUGGCUGGUAAUGUAUUCUACAGAGAAACUACCGAAGAAGCUCUACUACAGCGAGUUGCCGCCGAUAUUCAAGGUCAUUUUUCUGAAUUUCCAGACUUCGAACCUCUUGGUCUCUUUAUAGCAACAUGGGAUGGUGUUGGUGCUUUCAAAGGCGAUCCUAAAUCUGUUAAUACAUUCCAAAUUGUGAUAGCAUCAGAUGAGUUGAAUUCCUUCGUCAUUAUGAAUUACCUAGAAGACGGCAUUCAGUGGAUAAAGAGUGCGGGUAAAUACGCUUCCAUAAGAAGCGAUCCACCAGCACAGGCCGGGUUCGAUUCUGGUAUUGAAAAUUUGGCUUUUGCACUUCCUAAAUCUGGUACAACCGAUGUUCAAAGCCUCGCAGUUAAGUCGAACGUGAACAUUCCUGGUGUAUGGAUGUAUCAUAUCGGAAGUGCGGAAGGUGGCAACAUCCGGGAACCUGACAUCAACACAGGAGACGAGAUUAUCUUUGAGCCAGAGCUAGAUAGACAGACAUGUCAGGAAGGUGCUCGUCAGUGUCAUUCAGACGCUAUAUGUGUUGACUACUCUAGAGGUUUCUGCUGCAGCUGUGUCACACCGGCGUUUGGAAACGGGAAACACUGUGUUACUAUAGAUCAGCACCAGCGAUUGAAUGGUAAAGUUUCCGGCAGAAUAAAUGGUGUGCCAUUUGAAAACCUUGACAUGCAUGCAUUUGUCGUCACCAAGGACGGCAGAGCUUACACGGCUAUUAGCCGGGUACCAGACGAGAUAAGCUCUGAAAUGAUGACCUUGAACACAAUCGGCGGUGUUGUUGGAUGGAUGUUUGCGCUGCAAGGAGGACCGGGAGCCAAAAACGGUUUUAUGUUUACAGGUGGAGUAUUUAACAGAACAGCCCGUAUCCGAUACCAGAAUGGUGAGGAAGUUGUGAUUGAACAGAAAUAUCACGGACCCAGCGUUCUUAAUAAUAUCCGAAUGGAGACGGUUAUUAACGGAAAUGUUCCAAAACUUGAAUCUGCUGAGAAAGUCACCAUAGAUGAUUAUAGCGAGGAGUAUAGACGAGUCAGUCCAGGCGUCAUCCGGUCGUCGUCAGAUCGCACGUUUCACGUUAACAACGUUGCGUCGAGGUACACGUGGGAUCAGGUUAUAAACUACGAGGAAUGUCUCUUUGAUCCAUCCCAAAACGAGGAGGACAGCCAGCGACUUAGUGUUACCAGGAACUUUGUUAUCUAUGACUCUACUGAUCGAGUUGUUAGAUUCGCCAUGUCAAACAAAAUCCAGAGACGUACAGGAGUGGACCCUUGCUUGGACGGGGCACAGAAUUGUGACGCAAAUGCCGACUGCAUUCCGUCGGGUAAUUCUUACGUGUGCGACUGUAAAACAGGCUUCGUCGGCGACGGGAACACAUGCACAGACGUUGAUGAAUGUGACCUUGGCCUUGACACAUGUGACGACAAUGCCGUCUGCCAGAACACCCAGGGAUCGUUCACUUGUCAGUGUGACUACGGUUACCGUGGAGACGGUAUAACAUGUACACAAGUGUACGAGGGCUCAGGAGGUGAUAACGUAAGACUAUGCGGUGAUGAAACUUGUGAUGACAAUGCUCGAUGUGUGUUCAAUAGUGUCGAACAAAAACCCAUGUGUGAAUGUUUGUCUGGAUUUAGACAAGAUGAAUACGGAAGAUGUCGACCAAUACCGUUUGCGUGUAACGAGGCAGAUAUUUGUCACGACAAUGCUGACUGUGUAUAUGAUGAAUUAAGUGACAGUUACGCUUGUCAAUGUAACGAAGGUUUCAGUGGUGACGGACUCUACUGUGAAUCAACUGAAGUCGGUCAGUGUGACUGUGACCCGAAUGCAGACUGUGUGAUAGAUCCAGACCGGAUGAUUUACCGUUGUGUAUGUAAGGAAGGAUACACCGGUGAUGGCCGGUACUGUAACCGAAUCACUGAUAUAUCACGUGUUUGUGACGACUGUCAUCCGAACGCUGUAUGCCGGUAUGACCAGUCAGAGGGAAGAUACGGAUGUGUUUGUGCCCCAGGGUACCAGGGAGAUGGCACGCGCUGCGUUCCAUACAACUGCCAGGACGCGGAUAUUUGUGACGUCAACGCCAGAUGUACACAAGAUAGUUACGGCAACUAUGUUUGCGCAUGCAAAUCAGGAUAUAGAGGGGAUGGACGUCGUUGUAUUGCUGAAGGGUGCAACGCGUUGAAUAACUGUGACGCUAACGCCCAGUGUUUGCCCGACCCCAGGGAUACAAGUCGGUAUAUGUGUAGAUGUAACUCAGGGUACCAAGGGGAUGGUCUGGUUUGCAUCAGGAGAGGUGUUGACUGUCGACGAGAUACAAGAUACUGUGAUCCUAACGCUGCAUGUCUGUUGAAUGUGGACACGUUCAUCUGUGUGUGUAACCAAGGUUAUCGUGGUGACGGCAGAACUUGUCAACCUAUGCAGGAUGAGAUGAUUAUCUUCUCUUUUCACGCGGCUACUCAAUUCAUAAAAAGUUGCCUACAAACAGAAUGGCGAGGACUCCGAUGGGUCCAGAGUUUUGGUAUGUCCCAGAUUUUAGGUUUUAACUCACCAGAAGGUAUAGCUAUUGACUGGAUAUCCCGAAACAUUUACGUCACAGAUUCCGGCCUUGACAUCAUCGCUGUUGUCAGUAUCAACGGUACUAACCGAAAAACUCUCAUAUCUGAUGACCUCAUUAACCCCCGAGCUAUAGCUCUAGAUCCUUCCAGGGGCGUCAUGUAUUGGACGGACUGGUACCGAGGUAACCCAACCAUCGAGCGUUCUAACAUGGACGGAUCGGAACGUGAGGUGUUUAUUGACACAGAUCUUGGACUUCCUAACGGCCUUACUAUAGAUUACUACACACAACAGGUGUGCUGGGGAGACGCUGGCGUGAACAAAAUUGAGUGUGUACGUUCCGACGGUAUUGGUCGUCGGGUAGUCACAUCUGAUGCACCUUAUCCAUUUGACCUGACUUUCUACGGCAACACAAUUUAUUGGAGUGACUGGACCCUAAAUGGUGUUCCGAACAUAAAUCGUGAUGGGGGAGAGAGAGGGGAACCUUUGACCCUUCCUGUCGGCGGCAACGGCCGUCUAUAUGGUAUUGCUGCCGUUGGAGAAUUUUGUCCCAGAGUGACAAACGCGUGCUUGCGAAACAAUGGUGGAUGCAGAUAUCUAUGUCUACCUACGCCAAAUGGGGGCAGGACUUGCGCAUGCCCAAAUGACGUGGAUGCUGUAACGUGUUCUGAAAUUGGUUACAUUUCUAAAAAAUAAUAGAAGAGACAUUUUAUUAGUUUAUUGUGUAAGAAAAGUUGAUUGAAUGAAGUUAGUUGUAACUGUAGCAAUUCAAUUGAGAUUGUGCAAUUUUGUUCUCACAUAUAUUAAUGAUGGGCUACAAUCACUUACAUUCUUAUUUUAACCUUAUACUUGUCAAUUUUUUAUUCUACUGUUUUAGCUUAAAGUUUUAUGGUUGCAUUUUAUGGAUGAAAUUUAGGAAGAGAAACAAUUAUGGGAAAUCACUUCAAAUAACGUCCAACAUGAAACAUUUAUUUUGCCCAUGGCUGCAAAGUACUUUUUAGCAACCGUGUUUUUAAAGUUUUGUCUUAGCAAUAUUACUUUUUAUAAGGUGCAUAUUGUUUUUAGUUUAAUAUCAGCAUUUUAGUAUGAAUUUUUACUGGUCUUGUUUGCCAUUGUUGUUACCUAUGUUAAGGUUUCACUUGCUUUUAUGGGGUAUAUACAGGUUAUUGACUAUGAACCAAUGUAGCUGUUUCUAUAUGACCCAAUUAAUGUAUCUAUAAAUGAGUAAAUGAUGUGUUUUUAAAAAGAAUUCUCAUUCAUGUUGUGUUCAGCCUAAUAUUUGCUUUUUUGUAGGCCCCUGUUGCUGUAAUUUGCAUUGUUGUAACAAUAGAUGUCGUAUUGGCAGUAGGAUGUGUGUAAAAAGUAUGUUCUUUCAGCAAAUACUGCAUGAAAAUCAAAAUAUUUUAUGUCUGCUCCGAAUGACAAAAUUUACUGCAGUGAAGGACAAAUACUAAAAUAUGAUUAAUAAACUUGUAGAUUGAGGGUUUAAAAUCAAAUUUUGCAUUUCUCUAUAAAAAUUAUUGAUAUAUUUAGGAUUUUUUUUUCGUGAUUUGUAUAAAUACCCAACUAAUUCCUAAGUUGCUACCUAAAUGUUUAGCAAUUUGAAAAUAUAAAUUAAAUCAUAUAUUGCUGUAAGUGAAUGUUUGCAUAUUUGUUAUCUAGUAAACGUCUGUGUUAGUUUGAUUUACCAAAAAGAAACAUAACGAAAUCCUUGUGUUGAUAAGAUAAAACUUUUUGCACACCCUGUACUGUCUCAACCUAGGUUAUAGCUAGAUAGAUAUAAACUUUCAUAUGUUUAACUUCGAGUUUAGUUAUAGAAAAAGAACAAAAAUGUUUUGAAAAGAAAACUGGUAAACUUACAACAAUUACGUUAAAUUUUGUAAUAAAAUUAUAGAGAAGA
Molecule: messenger RNA, 5122 nt
Organism: Ruditapes philippinarum (Manila clam)
Lineage: Eukaryota; Metazoa; Mollusca; Bivalvia; Venerida; Veneridae
Product: nidogen-2-like
Exons: 23
Coding region: 307-3918 (1203 amino acids)
Biological process (GO): cell-matrix adhesion
Molecular function (GO): calcium ion binding
Source: RefSeq, a predicted model, not a curated record